AUGUCAAACCAUUAUUAUAAGAAACAACAUUUAGCUGUUCUAAACUUUGCUUUUACAGCGAUUUUACAUUUCUGGACAAGAAUUGAUGAAAUGUCACAUGAAGAGACUAAGUAUAUUUUGCAUCAGACAGCACAGCAGUUUCCUUCUUUGAUUUUUGACUUGGUCAAAGACAGUAGUGGAAACAGUGGAGGUUACCAUCCCAGACCAGAUGGAAACAGUCCAAAUUGGUGUUUGUGUGGUAACUGCAGAGAAAUGCCUACACAACCAGAGAAGCUCUGCUGCAAGAAAGAUCUACCAAAUUGUAUAACUUUGCUUCCGGAUUUCAAAGUUCUUAUUUUGGACGAAGCUGUCUUGGCCCUAGCAUGCCUUUACAGGCAAGACAUGUUUGCUUUGCCAAAUGAGGAGGACUGGAAGAAAGCUAACAGGCAUGCUCCUACAGACAAUAUUGCCUACAGACAAUAUAUAUUGUGGCAAGUUGGUCGUCUUGGUACUGGUGACAGACGGGUCAUCCCAAGCUGUGCGGUUUGGAAAAUUAGAGACGGGUUCCCUGAUGAAUUUGGACAGUACACUGGUUUCAAGGCAUUCAGGAUUGCUUAAUUGAUAUCAUAUAUGUGUUAUAUAAGGUAUUUGUCCAAUGAUAAGUAUGAUGUAAAUGAUGAAUUGUUGAAAUAUGUUCACUUAUGUACCAAUGUCCAUGGAUGUAUAAUGAUGAUGAUGAUGUGUCAUAGAUAAGUUUGUAUGAUGAUGAUGAGGUGUCAUAGAUAAGUUUGUAUAAUGAUGAUGAUGUGUCAUAGAUAAGUUUGUAUAAUCAUGUUUUGAAGUGGUGAUAUUCACUAAUGUAUCUGUUAUGAUGAUGAUGAUGAUUUUAAAAUACUUUACAUAUGUAUGUGUAGAUAAGGAAUGUUGAAUUAUAAUGCAUGGGAAGAUUGUAAGAAAUCUUGUAAUUUAAAUAAUGUGGAUGGUUACUGAAAAUUUGUGUCAGUGCCAAAUAAAACAACGAGCAUCCAA
Molecule: messenger RNA, 1008 nt
Organism: Pecten maximus
Lineage: Eukaryota; Metazoa; Mollusca; Bivalvia; Pectinida; Pectinidae
Product: P2X purinoceptor 7-like
Biological process (GO): monoatomic ion transport
Cellular component (GO): membrane
Molecular function (GO): ATP binding; monoatomic ion channel activity; purinergic nucleotide receptor activity
Source: RefSeq, a predicted model, not a curated record